AUGCCUGGCGGAGAACGGGACCAAUUACCAUUGGGCUACCCGGACAAGGCAUCCUUAAGGAAGAACAUUGCUGGACAGACAGUGACGAUGAAAGCGGCUCCAAUCUACGAAAUCCAUCUGGACACUGGCUUGUCGGAAAGGACAACUGAAACAGCGGAAGUUGGUAUCGGUGAAGCGUUUCAUCUGCGGUGUUCGAUACAGGGGCACGUGCACAAGGACAACAAGAUCAUCUGGCUGCUAGAAGGUCAAGAGUUGCAAAGCAGUCACAACUGUCGAAUUCACACCAGAAAGAACAAGAGGGUGUCUACUCUGAAGAUCGCAAAGUGCAGUGCCGAGCACAUCGGGACAUAUGAAUGUGGCACCAGAAGUACUCGAGGCAUAUUAAUAACCAAGAAGUUUGUCGUUAAGAUGAGGCCAAAAUCAUACAACGCCUCGCUUUACGGAGAAGUACUCUGCUCUGAUGCGAAGAAAGCGUACUGCUUAAAUGAAGGAAUAUGUCUGUACCACGUGGCAAGCGAUACCUACGCGUGCAGAUGCAUGCCCGAAUACAUUGGCAUGCGUUGCGAGUACCUGGCCACUUCGGUGAUUGCCAGCGUUCAGUCGAGUGACGUUAGGUUAGCCGAAAUGCAAAAGGUAUUUAUUGGUCUCUUGUCAGUGAUGGCUAUAGCGCUGAUGACACUUCUUGUCUUGUUCAUUUAUUGCCUGAGGAGAAAACGCAAUGCGAAAAGCUUUGUGCUGGAAAGUGGAUGGCUUUCGCGGAGGUCCCAUAAGAAGCAUGACAACUUUGUAACCGACGAAGGAUCAACGUCCUCGAUCAGCAAACACGUUUCAUGCAGCAAAUGCGGCAGAGAAUUUCGGUCUGACUGUCAGGUACCUGAUGCAGCAGUUCGAUACUUCCAGCCGGUCAGACUGGCUGAGGCAUCGACUCAGUGGUCACCGCCACGUCAUGCAGAAAACAGCACUGAAUCGAUGAAGCCUCUUGUUCUAUCACCCAGAGCAUCGAACCUGAUUUCUGGCUAUUCAGAUGGAAGCACGAUUGAUGUGAAGGAAUUGGAAGCAAUGAUCGAACGCAGCAGCUCAGCUAGGGUAAAACAGACAGAAUACCUACCACAACCGUAG
Molecule: messenger RNA, 1119 nt
Organism: Soboliphyme baturini
Lineage: Eukaryota; Metazoa; Nematoda; Enoplea; Dioctophymatida; Soboliphymatidae
Source: the annotation of a GenBank genome assembly